This is a messenger RNA of Monascus purpureus, 1759 nucleotides long. The record is from the annotation of a GenBank genome assembly. NCBI's taxonomy places the organism in Eukaryota, Fungi, Ascomycota, Eurotiomycetes, Eurotiales, Aspergillaceae.
CGAUGAUAAACAAUUCAAAUACAGCAGAACCCAAUAGUUAGAAAUGCCGAGGGCUCAUCCGGUCUGUGAACCGAGUUCCGUACGCUGUACGUAUCUAUCUACCCGCGGACGUCAACGCUCAAGAGACCGGAGUUCGUGCCGACUUCUUCUAUGAGACGUCUAAAAACCCUUCAUAUCCGCCGGGGGAUUUGUAAUAAGAAUCUCUUACAGUGGAGUUAGCAGCAUAUUGCCGACAGAAUUGCGACAUCCACGGAGUAUAACCGGAGAUAGUUAAUGGGUGAGACUUAAUAACUGUCGCUCAUCCGCGGGGUAUAAGGCGUCCUCGACUCCUCCUCCUGCUGCUGCCGAUCCACCAUUCCUGCUAACACGGAAAAGAGCUUGCAAGAUACCUGAUUUCGUUCACAAUGGCCAAGGUUCUUCUGACUGGAGGCAGCGGUUUUAUCGCGGCCCAUGUACUGGACACUCUGCUGAAGCAUGGAUUCAAGACUGUCGUGACAGUUAGAUCUGAUGCAAAGGGUCAGAGAAUCCUCCAUUCGCAUCCAAACACCCCGAAAGAUACACUCUCUUAUGUUGUGGUUGAGGAUGUUGCCAAGGAAGGGGCAUUUGAUGAGGCUGUGAAAUCUGACCCGCCGUUCGAUUAUGUCCUUCAUACCGCAUCUCCUUUUCAUUUCAACGUUCAAGACCCCGUGAAGGACUUCCUCGACCCCGCGAUCAAAGGAACAACGGGCAUUCUCAGCUCCAUUAAGAAGUACGCGCCAUCUGUGAAGCGGGUGGUCGUAACUUCGUCCUUUGCUGCGAUCAUCAACACAAACAAGCACAAGGAAAUUUAUGACGAGACUGUCUGGAAUCCUGUGACUUGGGAGGAGGCUCUCGACCAUACCCAAGUAUAUCGAGCAAGUAAGACCUUUGCCGAGAAAGCAGCUUGGGAAUUCGUUGAAAAGGAGAAGCCAAACUUCGACCUUGCCACAAUAAAUCCUCCUUUGGUAUUUGGACCGGUUGCGCAUUACUUAGAUUCUCUGGAAGCCCUAAACACUUCCAACCAGCGAAUUAGAGACCUGAUCCAAGGCAAAUUUAAGGAUGGUCUCCCCCCUACUGUCACAUUCCUGUGGGUAGACGUUCGGGAUGUGGCUCUGGCUCAUGUAAGAGCAAUCGAGGUCCCGCAAGCGGGAGGCAACCGGUUCUUCGUGACGGCUGGCAGUUUCGCCAAUAAAGAUCUUGCAGAAGCUGUCAGGGAGACACAUCCCGAGUUGGAGUCUAAACUGCCUCCUAAGGAUACCCCCAGUGAUCUGCCGGCAGACGUCUACAAAUUCAACAACAAGAAGUCCAUUCAGGUUCUGGGUCUGAAGUAUCAUCCCUUGAAGGAAACUGUUGAUGAUACCGUCAAGACGUUGCAGGCUGUUGGUGUGGGCAAAUAAGGGAUAUGAGAUGUGACUUGACAUUCUCUCUCUGUUUUGCUCGUCUUGUCCAGUAUCCGCAGGCUUACAUUAGAAGCUCAUGACAUAAUGAAAUAUAUUUCUGGACAUUAUGUUUGACUAAAGUGUCAGGUUAAAUUUCAAUUAAUCCUAUGGCACAUUUUAGAAAAUGACAGUUAGUACAUGUACAUACUGUCGCUGGCCAGGAUAUGUAUGGGCCUUCUGUUAGUUCUCGAUCUCGGAUAACCAUCUUUGGCCCAAAACUGUUCGAUGACCACAGUAAAAAUUUGUCAUACCCUCCAAGCAGAAGCAGUUUUCUGUUUUUAUCAAUUCAACGUUAUGUCGCC